AUGUCCGGCGGCCGGAGGAGGGGCGGCGCCCCCUGGCACAGCUUCUCCCGAUUCUUCGCUCCUCGGAGCCUUUCUCGGGACAAGGAAGAGGAAGAGGAGGAAAGGCUGGGAACGAACCAGACGCAGGCUCCGGGCCGGGGCGCUGCCAGUGUUGAAAAUGAGUCCAUGAGUCCAAGUCAGAAAAAGGAGAAUGUGCAUUCACCAGAAGGGGUAAAGAUUUCACAAACUGAGGACAAAGGGAACCAGGCUGAGAAGCUGAUCACCCCUCCAACGCAAGAAAAUGCCAAGAAGCUGAAUGAUCUUUCCAGUUCUGCUUCAGAUACCAAGAUAGCAGAAGCUGACAAACAGCCAAAAGAGAGCUUUUUUCAGUUUCUUGGUAACCUAUUCAAUAUCUCAGGAAAAUCAUCUCUUAGUGAAACUAAGCAGUCUUCUUCCAAAGAUGACCAGGACAAAACUGAAAAAGAUUUGCCAAAUCCCAGUGAUCACCAUGAGGAAGGAACGAAAAGGGAGGAGGAGGCUUUCAGCGGCUCCGUUGGAACGGAGACAUUUCCACCAGAAGAACAAGAUUCCAACUCAACUGAACUCUCAGAUACUUUUUCUCUGGAUACAACACAAGACAGUGAGCAAGAAACCAGCGAUUUGCCAAAACCUGUUCAUGGUAAACCAGAAAGACCUUCAAUAACAUAUGCAACUUAUCGGGGUCCCAUGCGUAUAAAGAAAUAUUUAAAGAAACAGACAGCACUAGAUCCCGUGAAUCACUUGGAUGGGGAAAAUGAAAGCUCUGACUCCAGUAUAAACACACAUGUUGGCCUUGGAAGUGUGCGGAUGGCUCCACCAUUAUCAUCAGCUAACAAAGAUGCUUCUAUGAAAGGACAUUUACUUGGAAGCCCCUUAGAAGACUCUGAUUGUAGCAAAAUAAAUAUCAGCAUUGAAAAGCAUCUGACAAACAUCUCAGAACAGCACAACAUUGCUUCCACUAAGGAUGUUUUAAAUAAAAGUGAACUCUGGGGACCUGAGAGAAGUAGGUCAUCUCCUUCCCUGACUGACUCCAAUUCUGUUGUUGGAGAAAAUGACUCACACAGGCAUUUAAGUUGUGGACCAGUUUCUCAGACUGACAGAAAUUUGGUAUGUUCAGCUUUGUUUACAGGAAGUAACAGCAGUGGAGGCCCUUGCAGUCCAGAUUUUCAGAGAACUACAGCAAAGAAUGUAAUGAAAGAGGACAGUUCUGUGAGUUGUGAUAGGAUAUUGGUACAACGAGGAGGGCCUGUUGAACCUCAGAGCCUUGCUACCUCUGACCUCUCUUAUGGUAAAACUGAAGGGAGUGGCGCUAUCACACAGCAAAGUACAAACUUGCCAAGUCCUAAGAAAUCAAUUAGGCAUGAAGAUCUGCGGUUGCCAGAGAGUAAAGAUUCUGACACACAACCUGUAGAUAACUCAUCCAAAUCGCCUGCCAAUCAUACCAGCACCACUGCUCUCCAGAAACAUGUUGUGACAGACACAGAAUGUGUAGGUGGAAGGAACAAACCUACUGCCCAGAACUCACAAAUAAACAAAGCUGUUAGAGAAAUCAAACAAGAAACAGAAAGCUCCUCAGCUCAUGAACUCACAACAUCAAGUGGUAUAAAAGCUCCAAAAAGUCGAAAUGAACCAUUACCCAAAGACCCUGAGGAAUCGAGUACAACAGAACCAAAAAAGCUUGAUUUUAGACUACACAGUAAAAUUCCUCAAACUGUUAAAAUAGAUAAAACAGACUCUGCCUUGUUAAAACAUUUCAGUGACUCAGCAGUUGCUGUAUGCGUAGAAAAGAAAGUAACACCUGAAAUGAAUUUUGAAGUUAACAGAAAUCACAUUGCAGAAUCUCCUCUUGAAACUGAGAGUUGUCAACAAGCCAAAGAAUCAUUGGAUGCUGAAAAAUUGCUUGCCCUUGACUGUGAACAAGUAAAUUUCAAUCCUUCACCUCCUACCUGUGAUUCUGGAGUUGGCACGCUAAGCAAGCUGGAGAGGCUUAUUUUAAAGGAUGAAAGUUCUUCUAUGCCCAUUGAAACUGGGAGUAUAACCACUGCCAGUAUUUCUUAUCAGUGUCAGCAAGAAAAUGGGGCAAAUCAGGUUGAAGCUGCAGAUGUGAAACGUUCUCCUCCUUUCUUCCACCUGGAACAGGUCUCAUGUUCUGAUUCCAAGGACAUUUUCUCUGAUUUCCAAGAAUUCCAGGUGCCAUUGGGUCCUGAAAGCUGCCAUGCCCAUUUAAUUGGACUACACAGCUUGAACUCUGAGUCUGGAAGCCUCUCUGAGGACUACAAUUCAUUGUCACUCCAAGAACCUUUUAAUAAAGCAAAACUAAAUCCUUCAAACUCUAAAGUAAAUAACAACACUGUAGACAAAUCCAAUUCUCUUUCCUUGGAAUCCAGAACUGAUGGCAUUGCUGAAAUAACAACGAAAGCUGAAGUUGGUGGCCAUAAUACUGUUCCUUUUGAAUCGUGUUCUGAAAGAAGAAAACCCACAACCCUAUCCAAGAUUUCUCUUUCUCAAACAGAGCCCAGAAUUCUUUUUCAGAAUAAAAGUUCAUCUGAAAUUUCAGAUGUGCCAGCAAAGCCUACUUUAUCAGAAUUAACUAAGCUAAACAAAAGUUUUCAGUCCAUGGACCAUGACAUGAAAGGGAAAUAUUCUGAUUUUGGCCAGGAAGAGAAUUACCAAAUCGAGGUUUCUACUUAUGUUUCUCAGUGUCAAGAUGUGCAGGAGACAGAGGUGAAAGCUUUAGGUGAUCCUCCUGCUCCGCUUUUACUUCCUGUUCAAGCUGAAAAGGCCACUAGGCAAAUGGCACAGAAUUAUAACACUAACCUGCCAAUGAUUUGUGACCUUUCAGAGGUUCAUGGGGUCAAAAAUGCUUCUGGACCUUCAGAAAUGGCAGACCUCAGCUUAACUAGUAAUUCCUCAGAAUCCCAGAAACCUGAUGGCACAAAAGUAGAUCCACUUUUUCUGUAUUCUGAUGUCAGUUUGGGAAAAAAUACCUUUAUAUGCGAAGAUUCAAGUUUUCUUAAUGUCUCUAUUCUGCAGAGAUCAGAAGACAAAGCUUCAUCCCACACAAAGAAAGACAAGCCUCACUUUCUUUGUGAGUGUGUUGAUAAUGUGCCAACUUCCUCUAGUAACUCUGAGGAAGUUAGCAUGGUUAUAAAUUCACAUCAUCUAAAAGAUAAUGUUGAGUCUAAAAAAGUUACCAAAGAUCUCACACAUGAAGGCACCCCCUUACCUAACCUACUAUCCCCUAAUACCGCUUAUUUGGAAUUGAUAACACCUAUCCUAACAGGAACAGAGGUGAUGCCACUUCAGGACCAUUUUGGGAUUCAUGGUGGGAAGGUACCUCUUGAUUUCCCUACUGCUGUUCAGUUUGACAAUCUCAGGGAAGCAGAUGCUGGAACAGUUGCUGGGGCUCCAGUGUCAGUUAACAGCUCAAGACAGCAGUGUUCUGAAGCAUCUGCUGAGCACAUAGAAGCAAGGAGAAGAGUACAUGACCAACUUUUGGACCCUCAAAGUGGUUUACUUCAAAAAGCUGAUAAGUUAAUUGAUGUGAUUUUUAACUCUGCCAGAGAAGAACUGACGUCUAGACCCACAGUUGGUAUCUACCAAAACCAAAUAGCCAGAGACAGUGUUAUGAAUCCAGGUACCCUGAAAGAAGACACCCCUGAAACAGACCCUUCAGAAGAAGGUACACAAGCAGGGAUCCAACUGCCAGGUCCUUCAAAAGAGCAGCACCUAGAAAGCAUGUCGGAAAGCUACAGAGACGAAAAGGCCAGCCUUUUACCUGCAGUUGGUGAGAAGAGUCUUUCUGAUUCUGAUGGAAUGGAUAUAUCUUAUUUGUUAGAAGAGCAAGCUAGGGAGUUAGUCAAUGAGAUUAUUUAUUCAGCCCAAGAAAACCUGACAAGUAAUUCUUUUGAAGAUACUGAGGACACUUGGGAUUCUGAACUUCAGACUAAUACAUCAAAACUUCUGAACAGAGAUAGUGUUAAGCCAUAUGAUAGAGUUAGGGACUUCCUAGUAGCAGAGCAGACAGUAAGCCAACGUGCAUGUGAAAUUAAUGAAAAGAAAACCUUAAGUAGAUUCUGCCAUGUUAGUAAUGUAGUUAGUGACAGAAAGUCAAUUAAAGGAAGAGAAAUUGUUCUCUACCAAAAAUCCCCAUUUUCUGAGAAAAGAGUGGGGUGCUCUGAUAGAGUGAACUUGCAAGAAUCAGAUACUGCUUUGCUAGCUGAAGAAAUACCCCCUGAAGAAUUAGAUGAUGAGGUACAAACACAUUCACAUUUCAAAGAGAACCAUGAAGAGAGAAUUGAAGCCGUGUGUGUGGAUAAAAAAACUGAGGCAGACACAAGAACUCUUGUAUUAAAUGUCGCAUUACCUCCAUUUGUGAGUGAUGAUAGCCAUCUACCUGGCACAUCCAAAAGCAGCUUGUCUGAUAGUCUUGUAUGUGUGCCUGAAAGAAGCUUAGCAGGACACAGUGGGAAAAGCACACCCCUUUCACUGUCCGAAGUAGGAAAAGCACACAAAAAGGAUGCUGAAGUAAAUAUAGGAAAACUCAAACCUCCCAUGCUCGAAAUAGAGAAGGUAAGCAAAAAAGAUGCUGAGUUAAAUAUGAAAAUAUUUGAGGCAGCCCUUCCCAUGUUGGGAGUGGGAAAAACACAGAAGAAAGGUGCUGAGUUGGGUAGCACUAAAAAUGAACCAAGAGCUGACAUUUUUAACAUGGGGGAAGUGUGCCAAAUGGAUGCUGAAAAGUACAUUGAAAAUGUUGAGGACUUGCCUGUUGUUACUUGUAAGAUGAAGGACAUUGACGGGGAUGUUGGCAGAAUGGAAGUGAUGACUGUUACAUCUGAGGGGAAAAAUUCUUACCAAAAAGAUGCUGAAGGAGAUAUUGCAAAGAUUGAGUCGAUACCUGCCCCAUUAGAAAUGGAAAUUAUUUACCAAAAACAUGCAGAAGGAGAUACUGGCAAGACUGAAGUGGCACCUGCUGUUAUGUCAGAAGCGGAAAAUCUCUACCCAAAGGAGUCUGAGUGGAUUACUGAAAAUACUGAAGUGAUACCUGUUCCUUUAGAAAAGGAAAACCCUUGCCAAAAGGAUUUAAUUGGGGGUGUUGACAGGACUGGCAUGACAUCAGUUAUGUCAGAAGCAGAAAAUACCUACCACAAAGAGUCUGAAAGGAUUCCUGAAAACUCUGAAGUAUUACCUCCUUCUUUAGAACUAGAAAAUACUGGCCAAAAGGAUGCUGAUGGGAAUACUGGCAAAGCUGAGGUGAUGCCUGUUAUGUUAGAAAUGGAAGAUACUUUCCAAAAGGAUUCUGAAGAGGUGGUUAAGGAUACUGAAAUAGUAUCUUCUCUGUUAGACAUCAGAGAAUCAUCUAACAGGACAACGCCUGACUCUGCCAUUUCAGCAAUGGGAAACGUGUGCAAAGGGAGUAUUAAAGAGACUGUUGGGACAAUUGUGCCUAUCAUCCCUGUGGUUGAAAUGGAAAGAAUAUCCUCAAAAGAUUCUGAUGGGAGUAACGAACAUAAGGCUUUAUCUACUAUGUUAGACAUUGAGAAACCAUCUGAAACAGCUGUGGAGUUGGCCAUUACACAAGCAGAGGCCAUUCUUCUUCCAGAGUUUGAGGCCAAAACAGUACCCCAAGUGUAUGCUGAAGCGAUUGUUGGAGAAGUGGAGGAAGAGAGCACUGAAAUAAAGGAAAGCUUAUUAGUAGGUGGCAGUCGAUACAUACCACAUUUCAAAGGCUAUGAAUCGCCUACGUUAAGUAAGGAUUAUGAAGGCUAUCCAUCCUUAGCAGCAUCUGAUUUUCAAUCUGAGGAUUCCAUAAUAAAUCUAGACAGAAAAAUGUCUCUUACUGCAGUGUGUAACAAAAACAGAGGGCUGGAAUAUAGCAGUGAAAAGAGACACUCUAACUUAGCCGUUGUUUCUCAGGAUGAGCAAGAAAAUCCUUCUUUCACUAUAUUAUAUGAAGAGCCCCUUCAAGGUGAGGACAAGUUUGCUGCUGCUGAGAUUAGAAAAACACGGUCUCUCCUGUAUCCUGAUCCUUCUGCCGACAGCAUGCCUGUUGUGGCAUGUGAAAGAUCUGAGAGUAGAACUGACCUUGUCCAUCGUUUUGAAAGAGAUACUAAAGUAGGGGAAACCUUUGAUAGUGAUAGUUCAGAAAUGUUUCUGUCUGUGGAAGCCAAGCGAUACAAAAUUUAUCCCUUGGCUUUAUCUCCCAUCUAUGAAGAUGACAGCUCUCAGGAGGACAUUCUAUCCAGUGAGGUCUCACCUGGUCACCAUGGCUCACGAAAACCAAGAGAGGGUACAAACCAGGCCUCUUCUGUUUUAUCACUUCUCCAGUCAGUAUCAGAGCGUUUAAAGAUGAAUUUUGAGGAAGAUGAACAGGAGACAGCAGGGGAAGAAGAGGAAGAAAAGGAGGAACAAUUACAUAAAGGAAGUCUCACAUCUCAAAAGAGAGAACAUGUUACCUUCCAGAUGCCAGAUUCUCCAGUUGCAUUUUCCCCUGAAGAUGACCAAGAAAUGACUGAAAUGCCUAAGAAUCCACCUGCAGUGCCAACUGAGCUUACAACCUGCAAUCUACAAAUUGGUCUGUGGCCAGAAAAGGUCCCAGUGCUACAAAAAUCAGACCUUACUUCUAAACUACACUCAUCUUUAAAGAGUGUAUAUCAUCAAUAUUUGAAGACGUCUAAAACCCAUUCCUCAGAAAGAGGAGUCAGAGUUGGUGGGCUUAUUCACGAACCAGCGUCAAAAAGUCUUCAAGACAGCUCGGCCAGAUUAAAUUUAUUCACAGAGAAUGUUGACAAGCAGACUCUGAGGUGUAUCCCACGACCUGGGAAGAUGGUUAUCUAUGAUCUCCACAGAUGUAAAUAUAAGCAAGAAAUCUACGAUAAUAUUCUUGAUGCUACAUCAUGGUCCUUUCCAAAUGGGGUACGGAUAAAAGUUGUAAGGGGCUGCUGGAUUUUAUAUGAGAAACCACAUUUCCAAGGUCAGAAAUGUGUGUUAGAAGAAGGGGAAAAAGUGUUAAAUCAUGACUGGAUUCUUCACAACAGAAAAUACCCACCAAGAAACUUUGUAUUAGGUUCCAUCAAACGUGUCUUAAAGGAUUGCAGCAUUCCAGAGAUAGAACUUUGUCCCCGGGCUGAGCCAGCAUGUUGUCCUAUCUACAUACAGAGAGCAGUCCCCAAUUUGGAAGAACUGAAUAUCCCCAAAACUGUGUCUUUCACUGUGAAGUCAGGAGUUUGGCUUGCCUACCCAGAUGUUAAUUUUAAGGGGCAAGCUACAAUUUUGGAAGAAGACCAUGGACUCUUUGAGAUUUCUUCAACUGAAAUGAAAUCAUUGCAUCCACUUCAAAUGGGUGGACUGAAAGUGGAAAUGCCUAUGAACCUAAAGGUUAUUAUUUAUGAAAAACCCCACUUUUUUGGACAGGCCAAAGAUUUUAGUGAACAUAUAGAUUCUGUCCCUAAUUUUUUAAAAAAUGAUGAAGGUUUUCAUGGAAUUGGAUCAAUUCGUGUCAUUGGUGGUGUGUGGGUUGCUUAUGAAAAAGAACACUUUAAAGGCCAGCAAUUCCUGCUUGAAGAAGGUCACUUUGAAGACCAUAGUGCCUGCGAAGCACUAAGUGGCCCCAUCUUGUCUUUCCGGUAUUUACAAGCUAAUUUUAUAGAAUCUUCUAUCACACUGUUUGAAUCUGACCUGGAAAGUGGGAAGUUUAUCAACAUUACAAACCAGGAAGUUUCUGAUUUAGAAGAAAUUGGCUUUGGCAGCGAAACAAGAUCCAUUCACGUUAAAAGUGGAGUAUGGGUUGCCUACCAGCAGAAAUUCUUCUGUGGAAAACAAUAUAUCUUAGAAAAGGGGAAAUACAAAUGCUUUUUUGACUGGGGAGGGUCAAGUAAUACAAUCAUGUCAAUACGACCUGUCAGACUGGAACCGCUUGGAAUAAAUGAGCCUCCACAUUUGCUCAAAGCAUUCAGUAAACCUAGUUUCCAAGGUGAAUGUGUAGACUUUACAACAGAAGUUUCCAGUUUGACUUCGUUCAUGCCAGGCUCUUUCAAAGUUCUUCGGGGUUGCUGGCUCCUGUAUUAUCAAGGGGACAUAUCAGAUAACCAGUGCGUGUUAGAGGAAGGUCUCUAUGCUGACCUUACUUCCUGUGGCUGUCCAGCAUCUGAAGUGAAAUCCCUCUCGCCCAUUCGCUAUGUUUUUGAAGAACCUUCCAUCAGCCUUUUUGCUCUAGAACAUUGUGAGGGAAGAGAGUUACAUCUUGAAGAAGCUGUGAACUCUGUCCUAAAUAAGGACCUGCACUUCUACACCCAAUCUGUGUGGGUUAAAAGCGGACUGUGGAUAGUUUAUGAAGGAUCCAAUUUCUUGGGGAAGCAAAUUCUUUUGGAGCCUAAUGAGAUUCCAAAUUGGACAACAUUCAGUGGGUGGAAAACAAUUGGUUCCCUCCGUCCUAUGAAGCAGCCUGCAGUGUACAUCAGAAUAAAGAACCGAGCUGAGAAUGAGUAUCUGACUGUCAUUGGAAACCUUGUGGACAUCAGGGCCACAUCUGUGUGCAUUUCUCCCUACAAUGGAAAAAAUACGCAAAUAUGGCACUACUGUCGAGGACUCUUCAAAUCCAAGGCGAAUGAUACAUGUCUUGAUGUGAUUGGUGGCCGAGACACACCUGGAGCUAAAGUAGCUCUGUGGACGGAACAUGGGCAGUCCAGGCAGAAGUGGAGACUGAACAGAAAUGGAACCAUCAGCUCUUACCUCAGUGACCAGCUUGUCCUUGAUGUUAAAGGAGGAAGCUAUUAUGACAAGACUCAUGUAAUUGUAAAUCAGCCCCUGGAGGGAGAAGAAACACAGAAAUGGGACAUUGAAAUAUUGUGA
Molecule: messenger RNA, 8868 nt
Organism: Elephantulus edwardii (Cape elephant shrew)
Lineage: Eukaryota; Metazoa; Chordata; Mammalia; Macroscelidea; Macroscelididae
Exons: 24
Coding region: 1-8868 (2955 amino acids)
Biological process (GO): lens development in camera-type eye; visual perception
Molecular function (GO): structural constituent of eye lens
Source: RefSeq, a predicted model, not a curated record